Oryza sativa Japonica Group (Japanese rice) is the source of this 2721-nucleotide messenger RNA. NCBI's taxonomy places the organism in Eukaryota, Viridiplantae, Streptophyta, Magnoliopsida, Poales, Poaceae. The record is from RefSeq and is a predicted model, not a curated record.
AUUUCUGGCCACAUCAAAAAACCGCUAUAAAUUUCGCCUGAGCCACGCGUCGCUCCCUCUCCUCUUCUCCGUUGCUGCCGCCUGCGUUUCUCCGAUUUCUCCCCCCUCCGUCCUCCUCUCGCCGUCGCUGCCUCGCCUCCGGCCCGCGCCACCGGAGCCCGGCGAGGCCGCCGGGCGCGCGCCGCUCGCUCCGCCCCCGCUGGAACCUCCGACUCCGCAGCUACUCCCCCGGCGAGCGUCGCCUUUUUUGCGGCGCGCCGUCGGCCGUAGCGUUCCACCCGGGCCCGGACUUCUGGGGAUGCAAUGCCUCUCUUAAAAAGGAGACCGUUCUUCUUACUGGAUCCGCCAAAGGACUUGAAUCCAGAGGACAAGGUGUUCCAAGUUCGGUAUACCAAGGAGAUAUUCCGAGAUUACCAGGAAUACCUGAAUAGGGUAAACCUUUAUCGUGAAAGAGUUUGGACAUGUAAGGUGUCUGGAAAAUCAAAUUUAACAUAUGAGGAAGCGCUGGUCUCAGAGCAUCAUGCUGCAGAGAAGGCUCAACAGUUGCCAAGAGAGUUAAUAGCGCCUGUUCUACAUAUGAUUCAAUACAGCACUCUUAGCUUGACUGACCUUGUCAACAAAAUAUACAGUAUUCUCCAAGAAGACUUUUUUGAAGGAUUAGAACUAAAUGGUAGAAAAGAUGGUUCUGUGUCUGCUUGCAAGAUCUUAAAGGUUAUUAUUGGCUCUGGUAACACCAAGAUGUAUGAGGUGGGUUGGAUUGGUCAGGACAAUGCAGAGACUAACACUUCAGUUCUUCAAGCCGAUGAUCUAGUAAUUCGCAAGAAGGCACGUGCUAGUCGUAGCAUGCUGAAAAUAUAUAUUAGGGAGUCAACAUCACAGAAUUCCCCAUGGAUUAUACAUGCAAAUCUUGCAAAGAAAUAUGGAAUACCCACUGAGCCCCCAAAAGACUUAUUGAAUGGUCAAGGGUUGCCAAAACUGAGGAGAGGACUCGAGAAUGGAACCACAGAUGAUGUCAGAAAAAAAUUGAAGAAAGGUGAGCCAAUUGAUGAUCUUUUAUUAAGGCCUACAGCAGAUGAUCCCAGUCUGUCAAAAAGACGUCCACUGUCUACAGAUUUCAGAGUGCCUGUAGAUUCUGUUGGGGAUCUACUUAUGGUUUGGGACUUCUGCAUGACUUACGGGAGGAUUUUAUGCUUGUCUCCAUUUUCCCUCUCGGACCUGGAGAAUGCAAUCUGCCACAAAGAAAGCAACCUUGUUCUUCUUGUGGAAUUACAUGCUGCACUCUUCCAUUUGCUCAUUAAAGAUGGAGGCGGGUAUUUUAUGUUUCUCCAGAACAAGAGAAGGAAAUUAAAGGUAACAUUGGUCACCUGGGCUGAGUAUCUAUGUGAUUUCUUGGAAAUGACAAGUAAAGAAGAAUUCUCCAGUAGUUUAUCAACUGUAAGAAGGGGGCAUUAUGGACUUGUUCACACUGCCGUGAAGCUUAAAAUUCUGCGGGAACUGGUAGAUGAAGCCAUAACAACUUCUGCUGUAAGACAGAAUAUAGAUGAAAAGAUUGACCAGCAACAAGCUAUUGCAGCAUCAAAAAGAGAGCUUGCUAGAAAUAAAAAGGAAGAGCAUAAGCUGGCCAUGGAAGGGGUGACAGAAAAGGAAAUGAGUCAGACAGAUGCUGCAGAAAAUGUCAACGGGAAUGUAAAUGGUCAGGUUGUGGAAAAAGAAGGAAAGGAGAAGAAAAACAUUUAUGCCAACAAGAUGGGAGAGGGGAAAGUACAUCCUAUGUUAGAAUUUCAAUGGUUACUCUCAUUGAGAAGAGGAUGGCACUCGAGAUGGGGCAAUUUUCUGGUUUUCUUCAUUCACUAAACACAAAAGCCAUGUCCUCCCAAAGAGGAUUGGAUACAUAUUUAUAGCUGCUUGUAGCAGCCAUGCAGCCAUGCUAGUCUAAGAGGGUGCUGUCAGCAUCCCAACAAACUGUCCUAGAGCAGAGCAUCCCAACAAACUGUCCUAGAGCAUCUCAACAAACUGCUGUCCUAACUGUCCUAGAGCAUCCAAACUGAAAGUAGAGAUGCUGUCCUAGAAAGCUGAAAAGCAGGAAAAAAAGGCACCACAAGACCAAGACCAACCAGCCAAGACUUAUUCCUACAUUCUCCCCCUAAGUCUUGUGCGCCGUCUUGUGGGAGAGUUGAGCCAUCCCGAUCCGGGAGCAAAGCUCAAGGAACUUGAUCCUCCCAAGGGGUUUGGUGAGCAAAUCCGCAAGCUGGUCCUUGGUGUUGAUGUAGCUCGCCUUGAUGCUCCCUUCCUCCAAGUAGCUUCGGAUGAAAUGGUACCUCACUCGGAUGUGCUUGCUCCGUUCGUGAAAAACGGGGUUUUUUGCCAGGGCCAGAGCGGACUUGCUAUCCACCCUGAGCUCCACCGCUCCAGUAUCUCUGCCGAGGAGAUCACUAAGCAGUCGAGCAAGCCAGAGCGCCUGGGUCGAAGCGGCGGAUGCUGCCAUGUACUCGGCCUCGCAGCUGGACAGGGCCACCACCUGCUGCUUGAUUGACUGCCAGCUAACGAGGCACUCGUCGAGGAAAAAGAGAAUCCCGCUCGUGCUCUUGCUGGUGUCGAUGUCGCCGGCGUGGUCGCUGUCGCUGUACCCGACGAAGUGUGCCUUGCCAGGACACCUCGGGUAGUAGAGACCGUGGUCGAGAGUCCCCGCAACGUAGCGGAUGAUCCUCUUCACAGCCUGCU